This is a messenger RNA of Naegleria gruberi, 1161 nucleotides long. RefSeq lists its product as uncharacterized. Gene Ontology annotation, molecular function: protein binding; mRNA binding. The coding region runs from base 1 to 1161 and encodes 386 amino acids. The transcript has a single exon. The record is from RefSeq and is a predicted model, not a curated record. NCBI's taxonomy places the organism in Eukaryota, Heterolobosea, Eutetramitea, Acrasida, Naegleriidae.
AUGAUAAACUCACAAAAUUCUCAUCAUCAACAACACAACAAGAAUCUUCCUUCAUCCUCUUCUUUAAAAUUUCCAAUUCAACUACCGAGUAGUUAUACAACAGCACCCGAAUGGGCUGUAGGAUUAGAGGAAAAACCAAAAUAUUCCUAUCAUUUACAAGUGAUCAAGGAAGGCGAAUUACAACCCGAAACAAUCGACAUUUCAAAACAAGGCUUUUAUGUGUUUGGUAAACAAGAAGAUUUAAGUCAUAUUGUCUGUGAGAAUAUUACAAUAUCUAGACAGCAUUGUAUUAUUCAACAUGCAAAGAACGGAAGAGUUUAUUUAUAUGAUUUAGCGAGUGCUAAUGGAACAUUUUGGAAUAACAAAAAACAUCAAUGUAAAGCUCGGAAAUAUAUUCCUCUGUGGCUUGGAAAUUCAUUCAUGAUAGCAAUGAGUACACGAUCAUAUGUAUUAAGUGUUGGAGAGGAAGAUGAGGAAGCAGUAAGAAAAUUGGAAGAUGAAUUGAAGAGAAAGAAAACAUCAUUGGAAUUGGAGGAAAUUAAAAAGAAAAAAGCAGAAAAGAGAAAGAAAAGCUAUGAUAGUGAUGGUGAAGAAAUUGUGGAAGAUAAAAUACCAGAAGAUUAUGAUGCCAAUGAAGACAAUAGAAAUAAGAGACUGAGAAUUGAAGAUCAAUUGACAAGUGAAAUGUAUGAAUUUGAUGAUAGAGAAUUUUAUAAUUCAUCUAAAAAGACAGAAGAUAAUACCAUUUCAAUAAUUGAUACUAAACCUACUGAUAUGCAGGGAUUAUUGGAUAAACAAGAACAAAUCAAGCUUCAAUUGGUUGGUUUAAGAAAAGAAUUAGAUAAGGAAAUUGAAAUGUUAGAACAACAGAAGAAUUCUUCAGUUGAAGAUGAAGAGGAAGAUGAACUAGAAAAAUACAUGGCUACUAUCAAGACCAGUCUCAUUACACAAAAUACUGAGAAGAAGAAUAAGAUUGAAGAAGAAAUUAAGAAACUGGAGGAUGAAUUGGUUCAGGUUCAAGAUCUCAUUUCUAAAACAAAACCUGUGGCAGACAAGAAGCAAAAUAAGAAACAAGCACAAGAUGCUGAAAUAAUGAGAGAUCGUCUCACUAGGGAUAUGUUUAUUCAACAACAAAAACCUGCCAUGAAUAGUUCAGAGUAA